Branchiostoma floridae (Florida lancelet) is the source of this 5405-nucleotide messenger RNA. Its product is annotated as homer protein homolog 2-like. The record is from RefSeq and is a predicted model, not a curated record. Lineage: Eukaryota; Metazoa; Chordata; Leptocardii; Amphioxiformes; Branchiostomatidae. Bases 539 to 2056 code for a protein of 505 amino acids. Gene Ontology annotation, biological process: G protein-coupled glutamate receptor signaling pathway; regulation of store-operated calcium entry. Gene Ontology annotation, cellular component: cytoplasm; plasma membrane. Gene Ontology annotation, molecular function: G protein-coupled glutamate receptor binding. The transcript is spliced from 10 exons.
UAUGGGAAUAGCAGACAUCUAUGUUUUCUCCUGUAUUGAAAUACUAUAUUUCUGCUUAUUAUCAAACAAAAAACUUACAAAGCAAACUUAUCCCAACUUUUUGUAACUUUGUUAUCCCAACUAAGUGACAGGCGCUUGCAUCAACGGAGAGUGACAGGCUAACAACAAUAUCGCAAUGCUACAUCUCGCCAUGGCUUGAUUGCAUUAUUGUGUCAUUCUUGCAUUAUUGCAAUUAGAUAUUCAGUGAUUCCUGACUUAAUCUAAUCAUCAGCCAUCUUUGGAGAGAGAGGACAGCGACAACAUCAUAACGCCGACCAAGAAAUCUCAUUACAGCAUCAUCCAAUUGGGUUUAUCAUGUCUCGGUUUCCCUUCCCUGACUUUAGCUUCAGCUUCCUAAGGUAAGGGUCGCUGGGAUGUGCCACCAAACAUUAGGUGCAUCACAUUGUGCUGAUUGGUGAAGAUUAGAUUGUUCUCUGUAGGGAAUUGUGUUUGUGAUGAGCAGUGGUCCUGCACUGUAGGUAAUUUUGGAGACUGCGUGAUGGGGGAUGCAAAGCUGUGGCAGGCUGUCGCUCUUGCCUUUCUUUGCGAGCAGCCGGUGUUCACCACCAAGGCACACGUCUUCAAGAUCGACCCAGAGACGCGGAAACAAUGGCUACCUGUGAGCAAGCAGGCGGUGGGGGUCUCCUUCUUCUUCGACAAUACACGACGGACGCACAGGAUCAUCAGUGUAGAUGGGUCAAAGGCCAUUAUCAACAGCACCAUCACCCCCAACAUGACAUACACCAAAACGUCACAGAAGUUUGUACAGUGGGCAGACAUCAGGGCCAACACAGUCUAUGGUCUGGGAUUUUCUGAGGAGUCCGAGCUGGCUAAGUUUCUAGCCAAGUUCCAGGAAGCCAAAGAGUCAGCCAAGCAAGAGGUUGAUCGCAUCCGUGCCAGGAAUAGCCCAGGCACGCCUAGAUCAUCCCGACAGAGCCUGCAGCAGAAGGGAGAGAAGGCUAACGGUAUCUCACCACCAGUGCAGCAUGGUAGCACUGUGCCCAAGGCUCCAGGGACACCUCAAGAGACACGCAAGGCAAAGGAAAAGCAGCAGAGUGACAUCACAUCUGUUCAGUCAGACGAAAUCACUACAGAGCCUUCCAAACCUAAGGAAUCCAAUCAGGAAGAAGAGUUCAUUGAGAAGUUCCAGGAUGCUAAGCAGUCUGCACGACAGGAGGUGGAGAGAAUCCGCGCCCAGUCGGGAGGCAGUACACCACAGACACCUCACACACCACAGAAAAUACCAACUGUCAACGGUACAGCUACCUCACAGGGCUCAGGUACAUUUCCCCGUGACCAUCGGAGUUCCCAGUCCCUCAACCUGCCUCCAGAGAACCCAGAGUCCUUCCAGGAUAGAUCAGAUGCGAAGAGCGACAAUGGGCCGCUGACUGCCGACUCCCAGCUGAAGUAUGAGAAUGAUAGACUCAAGAUAGCCCUGGCACAGAGCUCUGCCAAUGCAAAGAAAUGGGAGGUAGAACUGCAGACCCUGAAGAACAACAAUACCCGCCUGACCACGGCCCUGCAGGAAAGCACCGCUAAUGUCGAGGAGUGGAAGAAACAGCUGGCUGCGUACAAGGAAGAGAAUGAGAGUAUGAAGAAAAAGGUUCUAAAGAUGGAGGGAGCAGGUGUUCAGGAUCAGAUGGAUGCAGUUCUGAUAGAAAAGACUCAACUUGCUGAGGAGGUGGAGAGACUCAAGACUGCUGGUCAGGAGAAAGACAGGGAAUUGGAAAGAUUGCAAGAAGAAGUUGAAGCCCUGAAAAUGAGAGAUGCCAAGAACCAAGGAAUCCAGCAAAGACUUCUGACUUGUGAGCAGGACAAGCGUGACCUACAGCAGAGAGUGUCCACUCUGGAGGGCCAGCUGGACACGGUCCUGUGCGACCACAGGCGAGACGCGCAGCGCGUACGCGACCUGGAGCAGCAGAUCGGAGACAAGCUCCACGAGCUGACCGUCCUCCACCAGCAGCUGGUCACCGUCACCGCCAGCAACAACAGCGAGGAGACGGAGUUUGAUGCCUGAGGGAUUCCUCUGUUGCCUAGCAACAGACAACAUUGAGAAACAUGGGAUAACAGCUUACUUGUAAACAUUCAUUCAAUAUAUUGGCAAAUCAGUUGUUGUAUCCCACAGCUUGCACCAUUAGUUCUUGCCAUUUGUGAAGGAAAGAGGACAAAGUUGGAGCAUAUAACUGCACAAUAGGGCUAUUGCAGAUAUACAAGAAGAUAACUAAAUGUGUUUGAGUGUAGAGGUAGGGUGUGGAUAAAGAAUAUUGCAUUAAUCAGACUUAAGCAUGGAAAUCUCAUUAACCAAUUUCUGGACUAAAAUUUGUGCAAAUUCAGGCAGGAAAACAUGCACCAUAGAAAAAGUGAACAUCAUUACAUGGUGCCCCUAUAGUCACCAAGACAGUCAUUUGUUGACACCACCUAUUCCUCCCAUUAUACUUGGAUGACAUGGAUGUCAUGGAUGACAGAUGAGAAAAUAUAUACUUAAAGCAAAGAUGUAAGUUUUUUCCAGUAUUUCAGCUAUAAGUAUGCCAUAUAAAAGGUUCUGAAACAGUUGUGAAAAGUUGAAGACAUCAAACUUUUGAAAAACUAUUUGUACAAAUCACAUGAUAUACCUAGUGCAAAAUUACAUGGAUAUAGUCUGGAAAUUAAUUCUUCUACUAGUUGAAAAGAAUAUAUAGUACGUGUAGUAAGUGUUAGAUUACUAACAAAUCACAAGUGAACACCCACCUAAGCUGUAUACUAUAGGUGUUGCUACAACAGCUGAAAUAACCAUAUUUUUAAAACUUUUGUUUGGUAACAUCUUGCUUUUAUGUUUUAACAAGUUGCAGAGUGAAAUUGUUCUCUAUGUGCAGUGUUAUUAAUGUCAGUUAUGUGAAUAGUAUAACACUUUAUGAUGUUUAAAUGACUUUAUAUAUUUAUAUACAAUCUUAAGUGGAAGUGGUAAGUGUACGAGAUCUGUGGAAGCUUUUAAAAAGUGUUUUCCAUUUUUUGUUGUUGUUUUGUUGUUUUCAUGAGGGAUCUCAUGUGACUAACAAAUUACUCAUAUUGAUCUGUAUCAAAGCCUGUGCACAAUAUAAGUGAUCCUGAUAUUGCCAGAUAUGUUAUGGGCCUUGAGAAUGUAUUUUUGGAUGGUACCCAUCAGCACUAUCAUGUAAUUUGAGUUGAAAAUGAUAGACUAGACUUCAGGCAUAAGAUUCAACAGACUGUAUUUGUAUCUUAUACCCAUUUUUACACUCCUCCUACCUAUUCUGGCUUGACCCAAUGAGGAUAUACUAGUACAGUUUGUAGACUGAACCCAUAGCAAUGGCCAACUCUGUCAACAUGUAGAAAUGCAAGAUAAAAGUUCAAACAUAGAGAUGCCAACAUUUGAAGGACAUGCAGCUGCUCUCUUUCAUUAAUUCUACCACUAAUUGCCAUUCUCUUAUUGGUUGACCUGGUAAUUAUAAUGGAAGUCAGAUUGGUGCAUCAUUUGUCCUAUAAGUAAUUCAGUGGACAGCAAAAAUUGCCACGGUUGAGGUAUUCAAACAUGUCCAAACAUGCUAGAUAUAUGUUACAGGCAGUGAAUGCAGUGAAUUUACAUUGUUGGAAUACAUUUAAAUGUUUCCAAACAUGAUGCAUGUGACCCAAUGAUGCUGCUGAUGUAAUUGGAAGUUGAUCUAUUGAUAUUGAGCUGCCAACAAAAUUGAUGCAUUUGCAAAUCUGAGUCUUAACAUUACUGUCAUUAGAAUAUUCCCCCUUGUAGUAAGACAUGCAUACUAUUAUUGCUUUCUGGAUGGAAUCCCCUACUUCUGAUUCCCUUAUAGUACUACAUAUAAAAAUACUCUGCAUCAAAAAGCAUCAACAUCAUGGUUGUGAAAUUCCCCAUGUGCAGAGACGCCAGUAGUCUAAUUGUGCCUUGUGGGAACUGUGAAGGAACUACUACAUAAUAAACUUCCCUAGUAGUAUAUCAAAUAAUAUAUGUACAUGUAAUAAGUCAUUAAGUAAGCAGUUCCAAGUGCACAUGUGCAUGCAUGAGCCAUUGUGGUAUAUGGUCAAAGUAUAAGGUUUGUAAACAGUUCCUUGUCUAGACGUGUUUUCCACCUCAAGCUAACAUUUGAGCGGUCUUAACUUCUGACCUCACCCACAAUCUCAUGUGAGAUGGCUUAUAAAAUGAUGCUAUCAGUAAAACUGCAGCUUUCAGGACUUCCAUCAAAAGAUGCCAAACUCAGUUAUUGCCAAAAGAAGAGGCUGUUGGGCUUCCUGAAUAUUGUUUAAGAAUUGCAUUCUUCUAAUUUUAAGUGCCAGUGACAAGCAGUCAAACCUUUUUGAUGGGAUGGUGUUAUUAUUAUGUUGUCAAGUGGGAAGUUUAUGUUUCUAAUCAAAAUAUGCUUUAGAACAGCGAAGCUGAAGUUGGCAGAUAUUCCAAUUCUGUUAAUAUUAGCAGAUAUUCUGUUAAUUAUUCUGAUAAUUUAUAGUGUCAAAUGGAAUUUUUGGCCAUAUUGUCUUUUGCAGUGCAUGCUGCUUAACAAGGUGGAAACUUUAUUUUAUCCAGGGAGAUAUUUUGUUUUUAAAUUAACAUUGAUAAGAGUUUGUUUUAAUGAUGUUAACAUUGAAGUUUAUGGUUCUUGUAUUCAUUAAGUUUUGUCUAAUUUUGUGUUUGCCCACUGAUGGUCAUCAUAAAAUAUUAGCUGAAAAUUAAUAUACUGAGAAAUAAUGCGAUACUGUAACAACAUAUAACAUAGUGGGAAUGUCAUCAUGUAUGUUACUGACAAAAGGAACAUUGAACGGUUUGGGAUGUUUAAAGUUUAUGCAGUGAAUAUAACAAGAUAUGGUAACAAAUUGCUUAAAAGACUGCAGCUUUUCUUACCUUUAUACAUCCUCUGAUACAUUUUUGUGUGAUUAUUUUCAAAUGUCGAAAGCUAGAACCGUUGUUUUCGUAUGGGAUUUGGAGUUAACAAGUGAGAACACCUCUAAGAACGUCGCUUGUUCUGUAGAAAACUACUAUUUUAUUAUACAAAAGAUGUUGAGCAAGAUCUGUGUUACCUACCCACCAUUGUUAUAUUGUGUUGAUUACUGUUUUCAGCAGGCCUAGAUCUGAAAUGGUUCCAUGUGCGUGGAACCCAACAGCUGUAAAAUACUUGUAUAGCACAUCAGGAAGUAUGUGUGAAGAAAAAGCCAUAUUGGGACAUGAUGCACAGCUUCUUUUAUGGAAAAUAUAGAUUUACACUCACUUUCCAUAUGGUAGUAAAAAGGGCUGAUAUAUCAUAUCUGAAACAAGGAAAGGAAAAGCCACCUCAACUUCUACAUGCAGUCAGAAACAGGGUAAAAGAUCAUAUGCUAUCAUGUUACUAAACUUUAGUCCAAACAAAUAUAUAAAUGUAUAACUG